Molecule: messenger RNA, 2934 nt
Organism: Symbiodinium natans
Lineage: Eukaryota; Dinophyceae; Suessiales; Symbiodiniaceae
Source: the annotation of a GenBank genome assembly
AUGAGUACUACCACACGCCACCCGUUCCUCACAAAAUUCAACAGCUCUGGCUCCGAGCUAUGGACCGUCGAGCGCGGGGAUUCGACUGCAGCAGACAUCUACUACAGCAUUGCAGUGGAUGCAAGUGGGGAUGUUAUUGUGUGUGGUGCAUCCAGAGGAACGAUCGACGGAGUGACAGCCGCUGGACUUUCCGAUUACUUGAUUAUGAAGUUUGACUCUGCAGGGGUGUGGCAGUGGACCGUGAUGAGGGGCACCACCAGCGAUGACUUCGCCGUAGAUGUCACACUGGAUUCGGCCGGCAACAUCAUUGUGGUUGGAGAGACCUAUGGGGGCAUGGAUGGCUUCACCAACCUGGGCUAUGACGACGUGGCGGUUGUGAAGUUUGACAGCAGUGGAACCUGGUUGUGGACAGAUCAGAGAGGUUCAAGUGGCAGCGAGUACUUCAAGAAGGUGCGGACCGAUACCAGCGACAGCAUCUAUCCAGUGGGUCUCUGUGGCGGCGCGUGGCCGGGUCAUGUCCAUGAAGGUUCCUUCGACGUCUGCCUCUACAAGCUGAGCAGCUCGGGAGUGCUGCAGUGGAGCAUUCAGCGUGGAUCAAACACAAGCGACCAGGGGUUUGGUAUGGCGAUCGAUGAGUUGAACGAUCGGAUCUACGUCGCGGGCUUAACAAACGGCUUGUUGGAUGGGCGCACCGCCACAGACUGGGACCCAUUCAUCAUGGCCUUCGACCUUGCAGGGAAUUGGGUUUCCACGUCGUUUCAUGGAACCUCAAUGGAUGACAGUGCUUUUGGCGUGCACGUUGACGUUUCCAAGAACCUUGUCUUGGCUGGCGGUACCAAAGGCUCCUUCCCGGGAUACAGCAAUGCUGCUGAAGGCGUAAACGACGUGUUUGUUAGCGCGCCGCUUCACACAACAACCACGUCCACAUCCCCAACUGCAACCUCCAGCUCGUCAACCAGCACGACUACCACAACAGCAACAUCCACCAGCUCAUCAACCAGCACAGCAAGCACCACUUCGUCCAGCUCUUCUACUAAAACAGCUACGACCACGUCGUCCAAUGCUUCAACCAGCGCGACGACCACCAUGUCAACGUCCACCACUGCAACGUCCAGUUCUUCCAUCACCACGUCAAGCAUAACCGCAACCGCUUUCACAUCAAUCUCGUCAACGGCUUCCACCUCGAGCACUGCCACCCCUACCACUUCUACCACGGACAAACCUUCCACCACUGUCCCAACCAAAACCUCGACCGUCUCAUCAUCGGUCACAGCGAGCUCAAGCCAACAUCCUACCAGCUGGACCAGUACCUCAACUACAUCGACCACUCCCACCUCUUUGCCCAGCACAUCGACCGCAACUUCGACAUCCCUGGCGACGUCCUCUUCGAGCACAAGGACCGGAGCGACCACCAUGAGCACCUCCAGCCCAACCCGAACUUCCACAACUUCUACAAGCCGAUCAGACACCUUGACAAAGAGCACUCAAAGCACGCGAUGCACUGAAACGACGUCCACCACGUCAACCGCGGCUCCCGGAGGAACUACAUCCACCACAACAUCAACGACAAGCUCCACUACCACAAGCCUCCGUUCCAGCAGCACCACCGCCAGCAAAUCGUCAACGACAAGAACUGCAACAGACAGCACGUCAAGUGCCCCAUCAAGCGCCACAACAACUUCCAAGAGAGACACCAAAACAAGCACGACCAGAAGCGGGGCUGUCGCAGCCACAGCCGCAGUAUUGGCCUUCGAGGCUAGUCAGGAGAGCUUAGCGAAGCAGGCCUUGGAGGCUGCCAUGGCAGAGGCAGGGGAGGCAGGGCAGGAUGAUACCAUCGUAUCGGUGUCAACAGAGGAGCCAGAUGGCACGGUUCUUGUUGCUGUCGCGCUUCGAGCGGCCGGAAACGGGACAGGCGAGGAAGGCAACCGGACCUUCACCAUCUCGGACGCUGGGGUGGCCGUGAAGGUGCCUGCAGCACUGGUGCUCGCUGCGGGUGGGGGUGAGGGCUUUGCAUCCCUCUCUUUCGCCCGCUUGGGCGCGGAGUCGGAGACCAUGGCCGCGCUAGGGGACAGUGGAGAAAGCCCGCAAAGCUCAGAGAGCUCUGUUGGCUCCGUUCAGCUUGCCGACCUGCCGGUGAGUUUGGUGCUGUUUACUGCCGAUGGCCUGGAGUGGAAGGGACCUCUACCGGAGCCUUUGCAGCUCUCGAUCCCAGUGAGUAAUCUCACCUUGGACGUGGACGAAAGAGGCGAGUGCGCCUUUUGGGAUCUGGAUGCCCAUGCCUGGUCCACGGAAGGCGUUUCCACCGUUUCCACUUCUUCACUGGAUGCUGGAGUCGUCACUUGUGAAACAACACAUCUGUCGCUCUUUGCCUUCCUACUCAGAACCAUGGCCAGCGUUUUCGUUUGCGCCAUGGCCUCCAGGAUUUUUUCGUUGGAAGGCCUGCAGAAUUUGUCCCGGGGCCACUGGGCUUGGUCGAUUCCGGCACUCUUGCAGUGGGCAGUGCUCUUGCUGGCCGCCGUUCUCCUAUUCCUGUCUUGGAGGUGUGAUGUGAAGCACGAGCGGUACGUUGCGGAGCUGAAGCUUGCAGAAGAAGCCCGUAGCAUGAAGACCAAGAUGCAGAAGCGACGCUCCACAAUGCAGAGGAAGGAGUUGCUUCCGCAGGAGGUGCUGGCAUUCAAGCUACCAGGGACCAAGCGCUUCACCCGCCUCGUCUACUCUUCGAUCUCACGGCACCAAACGGGACAAACUCUGGCACAGCUGGAGCAUCCCCCACGUCGUUUCAAGUACGUUCUCCCUGCUUCUGACUCCAAUCUUCAUGUCUCUCGCCGGUCUACUUACUUCUUCUGCAGCUCCACCAGCCACGCCCUGCUGAGCUCUGCUGGUGGCACCACGAGGGCCACGCGGGGGACCUCCUCUACAUCAGGCCAAAGAUGA